Scutellospora calospora is the source of this 1482-nucleotide messenger RNA. The record is from the annotation of a GenBank genome assembly. NCBI's taxonomy places the organism in Eukaryota, Fungi, Glomeromycota, Glomeromycetes, Diversisporales, Gigasporaceae.
AUGAAUUUACCUCUUGUCAAUUACCUUCAAAAUCCUCUGUUUAAUCCACACAACUAUGGUAUAACUGAUAUAUCAUUUUCUUUUGUACUUGAUGACGAUGAUAAAACGUAUAGAUUUAAUAUUCCCGAAGGUUCCCAACAAUAUUUUAACUAUCUUUCCAAUAAUACUUCAACUGAUGUAAUAAUCGAAGCAGGAGAAGAACCUAAUUCUAAAAGGUUUAUGGCACAUAAGAAUAUUCUUCAAGAAGGAUCUUCAUUCUUUAAAUGUGUUUUAUCUUCAACUUGGGCCAAACAUGAAGAUGAUAAGAUUGUCUUAAAAAAGUCUAAUAUUGCACCAAGUGUAUUUCUUAUAAUUUUAGAUAAAAAUGUUGCUUGGGAUCAAUAUGAUUCAAAGGAUAUUUUGGAAUUUUUAGUUUCUGCUGAUGAAUUAUUAUUUAUUAAUGAAGUUGGCAACAAAGGUCAACAUUACCUUAUUAAAAAAAGAUAUAAAUGGAUAUUACAGAAUUUAGAUUUAGUAACAUUUAUUAGUUUUAAAUAUGAUGUACUUAAAAAACUUAAAGAACAUUGUAUAAAAAUAAUUCCAACAAAUUCAUCAUUAAUUUUUGGAUCGAAUUAUUUCUUUGAAUAUUUUAUUGAUUUUGAUGAAAAACUUUGGAUAAACAUUUUAUUACAAGAAUAUAUUCAAAUUGAAGAAUUUGAAAUUUGGAAUUAUUUAAUUAAAUGGGGAAUUGAACAAUCACCAAAAUUGAAUUUUAAUAUUUCUGAUUGGUCUAAAAAUGAUUUUAAAAUUCUUCAAAAUAGAUUAAGUCGUUUAAUAUUAUUUAUUAGAUUUACUGAAUUUACUAUUGAACAAUUUUUUUCUUUUGUUAUUCCUUUUAAAGAUAUUCUUAAUCCAAAUUUAAUUCAAGAUAUUUUAUAUUUUCAAAAUACAUGUAUUCUAAAUCCAUUACUUAUGAAUAUUUUAAAACCAAGAAAACCAAAAAUAACUAUGAUUAAUUCUAAUAUUAUUACAUUACAACAAGCAGCUCAAAUUAUUCAAAAAAUUCCAAUAACGAUAGAUCAAACUAAAACAAAUUCUAAUGAUGAUCUUAAUGUAAAUUCAGAUAGUUAUUGUAAUUCAGAUGAUAGUUUUAUAUUCUCUUUUGAUAAUGAAUAUCCUAUUAAUGCCGAGUUUAGUUCAGUUCAACUUAAACUAACAGCAAUCAGAGACAAUCCAGCGCUUGGACCUUGUUUUGGAAAGACAGAUAUAUUCAUGACUCAAGAUUUUAGAGUAUUUGGAAAUUGUACUUCAAAGCCUUGGAGUUAUAAAAAGAUUUUUAAUCUUCAUAAAGAACAAAAAAGCGAAUUAACCAAAAGAUUUUCGAUCGUUGAAUAUGAAGUUUUUCAAGUUAUAUUUAAAAGAGACAAUCAACAUAGGUGGAUUUCAUUUAUGCAUCCUAGAUAUUUUGUAGAUGACAAAUAUGUAGGACCUAAUUAUAACUAA